Messenger RNA from Callorhinchus milii (elephant shark), 3455 nucleotides. It is a transcript of the gene mindy3, whose product is annotated as MINDY lysine 48 deubiquitinase 3. The coding region runs from base 78 to 1412 and encodes 444 amino acids. The transcript is spliced from 15 exons. NCBI's taxonomy places the organism in Eukaryota, Metazoa, Chordata, Chondrichthyes, Chimaeriformes, Callorhinchidae. The record is from RefSeq and is a predicted model, not a curated record. Gene Ontology annotation, biological process: protein K48-linked deubiquitination. Gene Ontology annotation, molecular function: cysteine-type deubiquitinase activity; K48-linked deubiquitinase activity.
GCACUUCCGGCGCCGCGGCCUCUGCCGGAUGUGUUGGUGGCGAGAGGCUGAGGCGGGGCCCGAGGCCGCGGACAGUCAUGUACAACAUCGAGCUGUCCGAGCUGGUGUGGGGGCGGCGGCCCGGCAACGAGCUCGGCGACACAAUCUUCCGCAGAUGGACCCAAGGAUUUGUUUUUAGUCAGUCAGAAGCUACAUCUUUAGAACAAUUUGAAGGUGGUCCCUGUGCCGUGAUUGCACCUGUUCAGGCUUUUCUGUUAAAGAAUGUUGUGUUCGGUAAUGAAAAACAAAAUUGGCGAGAAUGUACAGAGGAAGAACGUAAGAACUUCUUCUGCCUCACGUUGUGUGAAAUUCUAGAAACUGCAAGAUUAAAGCAUUCCAGCCCCUUUUGUUUGGUAACAUUACCGCGAGACAGGAAACAAGAGGGGCAUGCCAGCAUUUCUGACCAGCCAGAAUCCAGCCAAGGGUCAGAGGAGGAACAGCUCUCUGCCUUGGCUGCAGAGGAGCUUGGCUCUGAGAGAUUUCAUACGCUGAUUCAAAAACGCACAUAUGCAAAUGUGACUGAACUAAAGGAGGCAGUUUUUGAUCAAUAUUCAACUUGGAGGAACCGGUUUGGAGUUCUGCUUUUUCUUUACUCUGUCAUUUUGACAAAGGGCAUUGCAAACGUUAGAAAUGAAAUUGAAGAUACAGCUGAACCCUUAAUCGACCCUGUAUAUGGUCAUGGAAGCCAAAGCCUGAUCAAUUUGCUGCUGACUGGAUAUGCAGUCCUGAAUGUAUGGGACGGAGACAGGGAAUGCUCUGGAAUGAAACUCCACGGUAUAAGAAAUCAAGCUACUGUAGGUUUUCUCACGUUAAUGGAGUCUCUGCGAUAUUGUAAGGUUGGAGGAUUCCUGAAAUCUCCUAAAUUUCCAAUUUGGAUACUUGGCAGCGAAACCCAUCUAACAGUGUUUUUUGCAAAGGAAAUGUCCUUAGUUGCCCCAGAAUCUCCUUGGGAACAAGCUAGAAGAGUCUUUCAGACAUACGAUCCUGAAGAUAAUGGGUUUAUACCAGAUACAUUACUGGAGGAUGUGAUGAGAGCAUUGGACUUGGUGUCAGAUCCUGAAUAUGUAAACAUUAUGAAGAACAAAUUAGACCCUGAAGGACUAGGAAUCAUUUUACUGGGAAAAUUUCGACAAGAAUUUUUUCCUGAACAGGAAUCCACUAUCCAAGAUUCAUUCCCUGUAUACCACCACAAUGGCCUAAAGCAGUCAAACCACAAUGAAAAGGUUAUGUACGUUGAAGGAACUGCUGUCAUCAUGGGCUUUGAGGACCCAAUGGUGCGAACUGAUGACACUCCAGUCAAGCGCUGCCUGCAGACCAAAUGGCCGUACAUAGAACUCAUGUGGAACACAGACCGGUCGCCCUCCUUAAAUUAAAUCCAGGAAACCAAAACAGGCAAAAUUCCAAAUAUCAUAGGCUGUUCUGCUUUUUCAAAUCUGUGUACAAUUGCUGCUAACUGGAAUGUAGUUUCCUUGCAGUCCUUAAGAAACUUUACACCUUGAUAAUUCAACUAACUGCUAUUGGUAAAGGUUCCAGUCACUGUCUUUCACCGCUGGAUAAAUACCCAGAGAAAAAAAAGAGCACCCAUCUACCCUGCGUGCUAUGAUGCUUGCUUUUUAGGUAACUCUCCACAGCGCCCAUCGAUCAGACUUUUUUGAAGGGGAAAGUUAUUUUGUUAUACUUUCUAGGAGAUAUUAUAGCAAACUCCUGUUUAAUAAUGGUUUAAAAGGAUUAAUGCAAACAUUUGACAUGUUACUACUGAUGUUAUAGAAUAAUCAUCCAAUAUCUGAAUCAAGUGUUUUAAACCAAUAAUUUAGUCUUCAAUGCGUGGCCCACAGAAUAUUCUUGACGCACAAAAUUAUUUCAUGUAAAGAGCUCUUUUGCUCAGCAUAGUAAAAUAAUCCAAUACACCCGACUGAUGACCAAAUGGAUUGUCACUGUGUGUCCUGUAGACACAAUAGAUUCACAAGGUCACAAGAGAGAUUUGGAUGAAGAAGAUCCUUCAGCCCAUUUAAUUUUUUUCUUCCCAGAAUACCAACCAACACUAGAGUUGUCUGAUUAGAACAUCAAGCUGUGUUUUUUUAAAUGAGAACUGGUCUAAACUACCCUUCCUGAUAACCUAUUCCAGUUCUUAAUUAGCCUGUAAUAAUAAAUAUUUCCUGGUGUCUGUUCUAAAAUUACCUUUUGCAACCCUAAACCUGUGCCCUCUUAUUACACUGCCAGUGCAUUUGAAAGUAUUGUUCUGAGUUUACUUUCUCAAUCCCAAUUAAAAUUUUAUAUGUAUGAUUAGACUUUGACCACAAGCCAUUUUUUUUUUUUGCUUUUUGAAAAGCCAUGCAAGUUGGCAACAGAACUGGACUGACUGCUUUAAAAAGAAAACUUAACUCUAUUUCUAAUCAUGCAAAGUACACUCCAGUUGAUAAGCAAACACGAUAUCCUGUGUUCUGAUGUAAUGUCUCUCCAGCUCUACUGGGAGCCCAUACCAAAAAAUAUAUAUUUUAAUCAAUAGGGUUCUGUUUAGAACUGGACACCGGGGACACGUGGAGAGGGAUGCAAAAGUGGGAGGGAGUCCCUUGUAUUUGAAAGUAUUUCCCCUACAGUUGUCCAUUACCUUAGAAGUGUAAUUAUUUUAGCUUCAAUGUGAACUGGAAUGGUUCAGCAUCCUGUCUUAUUUAGAUGUAGUUCGCUCAUCUGUCUUCAUUCUCUCAACCAGUGACUAAAACCUUUAUCAUUUUUCACAGUGCAUCGCUUAAGAAAAUCUAUUCAUUAAUAUGUUUAAGAAAGCCAUUUGCUUCAUUUUUUUAAAACUUUGUGUUACAUUGAUACAGGCUUUUAACACUGAAACACUAGGUAUUAUGGCUCUCCCUAGGAUAUUUUGAAGUCUGCAGUUUACAUUUUUAAAAAUGUACCAAGGUGGAAGCCAUAUAAAGGUGAAGUAUAAAUUCAAAUUGUGGUAUUGCAUUCUGAGCAUUUGAGUGAUUAAUGCAGCUAAAUGUCUUCUGGAGUUAUCCAGCUGUACAGUUACAUAAUAUUGCCAAGAUUCCUUAUCCUUUGUGUCAAAAUGGCAAUGUUCGCCAAUGUUCAUGUGUAUUUAAAUUCCGCUUGUUCUUCGAUUGCAUGAGAAAUGAUCAAUUUCUUGCCUAAAACACCAGUGUUUCUUAUUUAUUAUGAUUUUGCAGUUGGCCUGAAUAAAAAAAUACAGUUGAAAAAUGUUCUUGAAUUAUUUUCCUAAUGCACUUGAGCUAAAUUUAUGAAACUGUUUUGUUAUUUAAAACUUGUUUAUAGGCUGAACACAAACUUCUUGUAAAGUUACCUUUUAUUGACUAAUAAUUUUUCUGAAAUAUUUUAUCUGUAAGGAAUAUCUUCAGCAAAAAAGUCCUUGUUUUGUUUUAUUGCGGAUUAUUAAAACAAUUCAGUUG